Molecule: messenger RNA, 3513 nt
Organism: Cuscuta campestris
Lineage: Eukaryota; Viridiplantae; Streptophyta; Magnoliopsida; Solanales; Convolvulaceae
Source: the annotation of a GenBank genome assembly
GUCACAGCUCACAAGAAGAGAUAGCCAGCCAGUAUAAAUUGAGUUGGAAAAAAAAUCCAUCCUUAUGCUAAAAAUCCAGUCUUUGCGCUAAAUUUUGAAUUGCGUUCAAUUCCCCGAAGCUAAAGUAGAAGAAGGACAUCCUUAAUCGUUCUCUUGUAAUUUCGGAUUCGUAGCGAGGAUUUCGCCGGACAAAAUUUGAUCUUCACGGUAAAAAGAUAAAAGGGUCCUGUACAUUUUCUUUUUGUAGGACAACUACUCACUUGUAGGUAUAAUAAUAGUUGAUGCUCUUUACAUAAUCCUGGGAUGAAUCUGCUAGAUCCAUAUUUAACGAGAAAUCCAGAGCCUAGAGGUGUCAUUCAGUGGCAGCUGAAGAUGGAAGAUCUGAAAUUUUGACUCUUCUAUUGCUUUUAGUGUGCACUAAUUGGUUAUUGUACAUGACCAAUACAAAAUUAUACAAUCAUUUACAUAAGUUACAGAAGAUUUCAACGAUUAGCAAUGGCAACAAGCCACGCUCAUUGCCACGGAACAUCAUCCCGGGAUUUAGUGGUUCAAAACUCUUGCUAUAGAUAUACAUGAUGCGUAUUUAUGUUUCAGGAUGUGUUGUUUGGCUUCUUCUUACGUCAAUCAACCAGCUAGAUGCUUCGAGAGAGAGAGAAAAAGCGUACGAUUAACUUAGAGGGGUUUGGAUGGCAUUGGAGGACCCGUUUAUCUGGGCACUGGAUGUGUCUUUAACAGAAAUGCUUUAUAUGGCAGUGUCGCUAUGAGCCUCCCCACAAACCUAAGAAUUAAAAACCUGGUCUUGUUGUGGUGGUUCAAGAAAGAAGACAUCUAAAUCAAGUAAGAAGGGAUCCUGACCAGACGAGGUGCUGCUGGUUUGGACAAUGAGAAGUCACUGCCCAGUCUGCAUUUUUUGUUGAGAAUGGCUGUGUUCCUUGGUCUGUCAUGCCAGAGACUCUUCUCAAAGAGGCAGUUCGAUCACCAACCUGUUUGGUCACAAUGACCUUUUGGGACUUUUCUCAAAUCAGCUCAAAAAGUGAAAAACAAGAAUUUAUCAGUAACUUGUAAAUGUCGGCAUAUAAAAAGCCUUUUUGCUUCAUCUAGCUUGUAUAUUUGGUAAUGAGAAGUAACUAUAUCUAAAUAACUUGAAAUUUUUGUGUGUGAGGGAUUGUAUUUCCAGAAAAGGCUCACCGUGUUUUGGCAUUCACAGAAGAUAUUUUGACAGGAUUCAAAGUGCAUACCCGUGGUUGGUGAUCAAUUUAAUGGUUUCUCUACAGACCGGCCUUCAAGGGUUCGGCUCCUAUUAACCUUCAGAACCAGGUGCUUGGAUGGGCUUUGGGUUCUGUAAAUUAUUUUCAGUAGGCAUUGUCCUAUUUGGCAUGGUUAUGAAAGAAGAUUGGAAUGGUUGGGGUGAUUUGCAUCAUACGAUGUUUAAAAUUCCAAGCAACUGCUACAUUUUGGGUGCUUAACUAUGGACUUGUACUCAUUACUAAAUUAGCUUGAUCUCGUUUGGAACGAUGUUGCCUGUGCACGGAGUAAAGAAGCUUGAUCGAUGUUGCCAAACUGGGUAGUCGUAUUGGACGUUUACAAGAAGAUCGAGUUGGUAGAUAACUCAAACUUUAGGUGUACUUUGAGCAUCAUAUUUAGCAUUCUUAUGCGCUAUUUCCUUUCCUAUAUGCAACUCCCUAUACAGAAACAGGUGAAUUUUCCUCAUAGGUGCAUUGCUACAGCUAUCAUGGUGAACCACCACUUUAACCAACAUGAACUAUGUAUUUACAUAUAUGGUUGGCCAAAGAUUUAUUUCACCUGGGCAUAUGGGAGAUGGAACUAUUGAAUCCACAGGUUGCUGGGAUGAUUACAUUUUUCUUCACAUGGACAUGGAAGUCUUAAGAAGUCCAGGACAAAAUACACUUGGUUCUUGACUCCUUGGAUUCUCAAAUUUGACUUGAAGACGGAUAGAACUAGCUAGCAUCCCAGAAGCAUCAUCACCUACCACAAAUGGUUCGCUUGCAGUCUGUGUUGGGGAAGAGAAAACGAGGCUCUGAAAGGAAGCGGCUGAAGAGAGCUAGGUUGGAAGAAAGAGAUGGAGUUUUGGUGGAAAAUACUGCACAAGAAUCACUAGUAGUGGAGGAGAGAGAUGAUAUCAUGGUGGGAGAUGGGGUACAUGGCUCACUUGAGAAGGAUUUAGUGGGUGAGGAGAGGGACAAGAAGAUUCAGGAACUAGAAUCUAAAUACCCAAGAAUCUCAAGAGAACAUAUCAUUUGGUUUUAUGAGCGCAAAGACAAGAUAUGGUUGAAACAACCAAAUAAUCAAGUCAAACUAUCUCUUGGUGUUCUAUGGGUAUUAAGAAGUAUCUUUGGGAUGGCUUACCGCACUAUAUGCAUUGAUAGGGGGGUUCAUACCAAUAUAUGCAAUGUGAAGAUUGUGAACGAUCGGGUUGUGUAUCUUGAAAACCACUUCAAAGAACCCGAAAGCUUUGAAGAGGUGAAAACAUGUAUCAAUGAUGUGAAAGAUCUUGUGAUGUUGAUUCUUGAUGUUGUUGAAAAAAAAGUCAAGAAAGCUCCCAUGAGCAUAAAGAAGUUUGUUGAGCUUUGCAAUGACGUCUUGUUUGAUAAGAAGCUUGCCAAAGAACUUAGAGAUCUUGACAAGUUAAGGAAAAUCUCAUACUACAUCUUCAAGAAUCCAUUGGUCUAUAAUCGCAAUGAUGAGUUCUUGUUCCUAUUUAAGAUUUGGAACUUGAUCACCAUGGAUGAGGCUGGUUUCCUAAGUAAGGUUGAAUUGUCCGGGCAAUUUGAUAAGUAUGUGGAGAGGAUUCAAGCCAAGGACAAGGAAUUAGACCACAACAGAUGCUAUAAGGGUUUACCACAAAAAAAAUCCUUCAAAGGUGGAAAAAAGAAGGGAGGAAAGAGUGGUGCAAGUAAGGCUGUUAAUACCAUUUUUGAACGUCCAGAAAACUGCAUUCGUUUGAUGUUGAAUAUCAUUCGCCACUUCCAAGGUGUGGCACAAGAACUUCAAAGGGGUGUUCGUGGUCAGUACAAUUUGGAUCAAAUACUCCAUGAAGCUGUUGAUCGCUACUAUAUGGAUGUUAUUCCUAUAGUUUGGUACCAAAUGACCAAGGCACUGUGGAAAGACGAUGAUAGAGAGGAGAAGACACAUGAAAAAAUUUCAAAUGGCUUUUAUCUUCAUGGUUACAGCACCCUUCAAUAUGCAUUGGAGAAGGAGCCCAAAAUCCUAGAGAUCUUCAACGAAAUCAUCGAUAGGUCACUCCUCCCCCUCUAGUGGGUUAUAGAUUCUUCAAGAUGUGAUGAAGCAAUCCCAAGAUUCUAGGGAUUUUGGAUGAAAUUGUUGACUCGCAAGCAAUUCUGAUUGCAGUGGAUUGUUCUCUUUUUUGCUCUGGCAAAACAAUUCUCUCUUCUUUCUUUAGUUAGCGAGAAAUAUAUACUCGUUGAGAUCAGAAUCGACUAUUAUUGGCCAUCCAACAAUAGAGAUAUUGAAGUCCGUUAACAAGCCAUGUAU